Messenger RNA from Blastomyces dermatitidis ER-3, 2742 nucleotides. RefSeq names its product phosphotransferase enzyme family protein. Bases 135 to 1706 code for a protein of 523 amino acids. The record is from RefSeq and is a predicted model, not a curated record. The transcript is spliced from 2 exons. NCBI's taxonomy places the organism in Eukaryota, Fungi, Ascomycota, Eurotiomycetes, Onygenales, Ajellomycetaceae.
GUUAUCGGAGCGGAUCAACUAUCUAUCUCGGGGCCCCAAGCCCUUUCUUGUCAUUGCAUCCCCCAUCAGGUUCACACACUUCUUGAAGAAUUGUACUUCUAUUCAGCCGUAUAAAGAGAGACUAUGUCUAGAAAAUGGACCUUAUCACUCAACAUAGAAUAAAGAAGGAGGCGCAAGACUUCAUUGCCUCCAUUGAUCAAUCUGCUGUCUGCGAGCUAGCAACAUCAUUCCAUCCAGCGAAGAAGCGCUGUCGGAUAUUUGAUGAAGUGAAGAAAGGCGGGUUUAAUGUCUGCUUUCCAGUCGAGUUUACGAAUGAUUCAAACAGUAACAGCACAUCAAAUGAGAGAUGGAUGGUUCGAAUCCCAAUUCUACCGCGCUUAGCUUUUCCAGAGGAAAAACUGCGCAGUGAAAUCGCUACAAUGAAAUUCAUCACGGAAAAUACUACCAUACCUAUCCCACACUUACAUGGGUAUUCAAUAAAACGAAACAACUCGCUUGGUCUCCCAUUUAUGCUCCUGAGCUAUGUCGAAGGAAAGUCUCUGUUCACUGUGGAAGUUCGCAAGCUCUCAGAUCGUGAACGGCGUCAAUUCUUCACAAAACUCGGUGAUAUCUAUAUCCAGCUGUUUCAGCAUCAGUUUGAUCGGAUUGGCGCCCUGACUUUGGAUGCGGACGAUGUGCAUUGGGUUUUUGAUCACAAUCGACCACUCUCAGUAUUAAUGAAUGAUCAGUCCCUCGCGGGAAUUGAGUCAUGCCGCUUGAUAGCACCCAAUCAAACAUUUCAUUCAACGAUAGAUUACGCCUAUACAAUACAUCAGGCUUUGCUUGACGACUUUUAUCGGCGGAGAGACAGUAUUAUAGGUGAAGAUGAUGCUUACUCAUACAUCUACAGCUUACACAAAUCUUGUUGCUUUCUGAUGAAGUGGGUAAAGCCUGAAUACAAUCAUGGCCCGUUUAUUUUGAUGCAUGGUGACCUACGGUCUGCCAACAUUCUUGUUGAUGAUGAUCUAAAUAUUGUCUCUGUGUUGGACUGGGAAUGGAGUCACACAAUCCCUGUGCAGAUGUUUAUUCCUCCGUCCUGGCUUGAUGGUCUUGAGUUGGUAGGAAGCGCAAAAAUGCCCCAUCGACUGCUCUAUGAGAGCAUGCUGUUUACUUUGGAAAUGGAAACAAGACGGCGUGAGAGCGAAUAUCAUCCUGAGUGCCGACAUCUUGAUCAACUGCCAUUGGCCAAAAUAUGGAGGAAAAGCCUCCGAUCUCCUGAUCUUUUUAUCGCACACGCGCUACUGCAACCUCUUUACUUUGGUGAUCUUUACUGGUCUGUGUUUGAAUAUGAUUACUAUGGGAAUGACCGAAUUCAUUUUAAACAGAGAAUGAAUGAUUUCUUCAGCCUGGAGAUACACAAGCCAGAGUUGGAGGCAGUACGGGAGAAACUUAAAGAUCUUGAAGAAUUUGAAAAAGAAUGUGAUCUGCUUGGAAUUGAAAGAGAGACACAAGAGACUGAAAGAUGUGGAAACAAUCAUCCAAACCAUACCCUUGGGAAACCAAAAGCCAAUUCACCUGAACCAUUGCAUCGUCUAAGAACUAGCCUCAAAAACCUUGCACUGAAACUCCUAUGGUCAAGCCAAACAAUGGCACAUUCGCGUUGGGCAUUUAUCGGGACCACGCUCAUUGCAGCUUGUUACGUCGUUAUCAUACGUCAGCGGAAGUGAUCGAACGUUCGCGAUGAGCCAUUGCAAUUCGUUCAAGGCUGUGAAAGGAGCCUAAUGGAGGAUUCGAUUGCGGCAAUUUUGUCGGAAGUAUUGAUAAGAUCUUGCUGAUGCUUAGCCAUCUCUUGAUCAAUCGUGAGUGUUGUCACGCCUGUGCGGCCGCCCCGGGCAUUGCGGGCGCUUGUUGAGAGCUGUUCUAACUCCUGGCGAUGCAGGUGGAGAUCAUUUAUGAAGGUAUCAAGUUGAGUUAGGUGUGAUUGAAGUUGUUCGAGUUCUUUUUUCUUCGCCUCCAGCUCAGCGACGAUGUCUUGACUCAAUGUUGGCUGCGCGGUCCCAGACAUGUUGGAAAACUCAAAUCACUGGUAAUCGUUAUGUUAUGUGAUGGAUUUUAAGCUUCAGAACUCCGUCCCUUACUUUAUUCCAAAUUCACUGUUCUUUUUUCCUCUGCCCCUCCCUGCACAUUUUAGGCAACUAUCACUCCGGCAGGGGUCUAUUGGGCAAUAAUCAAGAACGGUAUAUGCAACCGCAUGGUAGUUAAUGCAGCAGUGCUACAUUGGCCGUCUCUAAAAGACUAGCGUAUUCUAUACAGGCAAUUUUCAUGGGUUCACACCAUAAUUUGUAGGCUACUGGGGCAAAAGAGCUCAGUCACCACCAGCGCACUGCUGGUAGAAGGGCCGAUCAACCCGGGACCCUCAACACCCCCUCUCAGACCAGCUAUCACAGAGUACUCCUCUCUGUGACUCCUCUCAGUGACUCCUCUUAGUGACUCCUCUCAGCAGUCUUUCUUUUUGAACUCACUUCUAGGGCUCAUUCUUUCAAGGGCUAACUUCUAGAGCCUUUUUUCUGAGGUGUCUCUUGGCACUGUUUUAAUGUCUGAGAUAUCUUUUUGGGAUAACUAUUGUUUGGAAUUUUAUCCUUAAGUCCAUCCUGGGAUUGAACCCAUGCAUGUUGACCACAGCGGGGCUCACGCUAAACAAUCUCAUAAUCUGUAGGCUACUAACAUCAUACGGGAAGAAUGUAGACUUAUUAUACGACCGGA